UGCAAUUUAGCUCACCGUUCCCCGUUCAUUCUAUCAUCGAAGAGUACAAAUGGAGGCAGACUCAAUUUUCCAUGAAUGCUUUCUGAUCGCCCUCAAAGAUGAGAUAUUCACGAUUUCUCACCCUUGCGGUUCUGGGGGUUGUGCUUCACUGAGAGAUAAGGAAGCUAUCACCUGUGCCCCUCCUGAAUCGCCCCUGAAUGUGCACUGGCUUUGUCUGCUUUAGAACAAGAUCUCUCACACUUCAAUGUGGAUUGUGGACUUGUAUUACGAUCUUGGUCGUCCCGAAAUAGUGGUCGCAUUGUUCAGCAGCCAUGCUAAACAAAAACAACAUGUGGUCAAUAAGCGCCUUUAAUAUUGAUGCUAGGUAAUUGAGAUGCCUUGACUUGUGCUCCCAUACCAUUAUAGCUCAAUAAGUUUGUUCGAUCGACCAACACUGGCCCAGCCACUCGGACUCGAAACAAAGAAAACGACAGAUAUAAGUGAUCCUCAUGGUAUCCGGGUUUCGAAACUCCAAUUGCCCGUGCAUCCAAUGCGGCCUAUGGAGUGGAUUGAAAAGACAAAGGAGUGCCCUCAAGAAACUCCGAGAGCGCCAUUGCGAGGGUCUGGCAGAUGGAUCUGGACACAAACAUGGCGUUAAAUUAGUGAGUAGAAUGGACACUCACACACGGUACUGGAUGAUCUGAGCUAUACAGAGGUGUAAGUGCCCAGGUGGUUUUGUUUUCUUUGUCCCUCCAAGGUCUAUCUAUUGUGGACUAAGGCAUCCGAUCACACUCUUCGGAUGUCCAUAUCAACCAGGCAGCUUAUAAGCCUGAUAAAGGUACUUGGGAGAGAUGCUGCGACUACUCGAGACUACCGAUAUUAUUCUUUGGAAACUCUUCCUGAGCCUUUUCGUCUGUGGAAAGUCUGAAGACGAUCUCGAGAAGUCUUUCACUAUUCAUUAGCUCUUUAAAUGAGUCAAUUCCCUUCCCAAGGCAACAGUUGAUCCAUGAACCAGCUCUCAACAAGGGAGCUUUGCAUAUCACAAUGACCGACGAGUGCCAGGAACCCACAGAAUACGAAUACUCGAACUACCAUGUCAAGUGGCUCGGGAAAAACUACAAGCUAGGCGAUCCAACGCAUGGAUCGAUCCUGGAUUCGGAUCUCGAAGACUUUGCUAGGGAUGAACAUCUUCGUGCGAAGGAAGCAAUACACAGCCAAUCUCUGAGAAGUGCCCGCGCCCUUUGUGCAUUUCAUGGUUAUGGAAGAAACUCUGUGUGGCCACCAGUUGACCCGGGAAGGCCUACCGAAGAGCUUUUGGAAGAAUUUAGGCAUGUCAACCAGGUCGUUCAAUCGGAAUGGUCGAGAUUGAUUGAACUCGUAGUCGGCAAAGAGCGAGAGAUCCAGGAGAUCAUCAUAAACCUCACUGAUGAAAAAGUCAGAGACCAAAAUGGGAAGAUUCUAUGCAUUCAAGACUGCCUAGAGAACAGCUGGGAAGAGACCAGAAAAGCAUUCAAUGCCCAAUACACCAAAAGUCGUUCAGAGUCAAGACCCGUUCACAUGGAGAGUGAUUUCAGCCUAGAUCCUGAAGGCCAUAUCAACCCCAACCAUUCAAGUGAUCUCGACGAGUUUGCCCAUGAGUAUCUCCGCAACGUCAGAGUCAACUUCCACUGGAAAAACAACGGUAUACCGAGGAUGCUCGAGGAAAAGAGACAGUACCCACUAUAUCGCAGUACAGCCAACUAUCACGACGACAGGGAGGCUAUGGAAGAUGCUAUCAUGGACGAUGUCAAGUUCCGAAAUUUGAGGAAACCCAGUCCAGACCCUGCAGCAGAUGCCUCUGAACAAGCCGGGUGUAACUUCGAAGUAGAAGAUGCACUGCGAAAGCAAAGAGCUCAUUUCUUGGUCUCGCACAUCAACAAGGAGGAUCUUUCUAUCCCGCUCAAUAUGCUCAUGUUCAUCCACUAUCGGGCCCGACUUCACCCCAUUGAGUUUGCUUUCCAAGAUAACAAUCGCAUGCACCUAGGAAAGCAGUCUCACAUUUUGUCAGGCGCUUGCGAUCCUUCGUUUUAUGUCAUGUUUGUCCCGGUAAAAGACCGUGAGUACGAAAAUCAAUACCAAAGAGCUUGGUGUGAACCCAAAAUCUUGUCCAAGCACUCACCCGAGAUGGAUGAAGACAGGUUUGAGGACUUGCAAUCCGCCGGACGGAUUUUCGGUAGCAUGGAAGCAUGGCUUAUACUACAAUCCCAAGCAAUUACAUACCUUUUCUUGGCUACUUUCUGCAAACAGAUGCUAGAUCUGGCAAAGCAUGAGCUGAUCACAGGCCACACUAGCAGACUCAGCAAAAAGGAGAUUCUGGAAAUUGAGAUUUCAGCAGGACAAAAGAUCAAGAUGCUGAAAGAAAAGAAAGGAGCCGAAACAAUGCAAGACAUCGCAUCGAUUCGACAAUAUGAGCCAAAUUGCACUGGGGUCAACCUACAGAGGUAUCGCACCAAGCUCAAGAUAAAAAGUGCAGCGGCUGAAGACCACAUCAAGAAUCUUUUUGACGACCCUGCCUAUCUAGUCAAAUACAUCGUGGAACAAAAGGAUCAUCAUUGGACUAAUAUUGUCGAAGACUCAACCUAUCUGCCGAAUGAGUACUCUCAGAGCUACCAUGACGCAAUUUUGCGUAAAGUACUAUAUCGAAGUUGCAUGAGAAGCGUACUUAGAAGAGCCUUUUUCGAGUUCUUCAUUUGGGAUGCCGUUACAGAUGCCUUGGAAGAUUUUGAAACCUUCGAACGGGAGACACUCAAAGAACCACCCAAGAUGGAAGAAUUCGGAUACUGCAGGAGGACAGCUGCACCUAGGCCUCAUGUUUCUGAAGAACUUGAUACCUAUACAGCGAAAUACCGUCAACUUCAGGAGUUGAUCCGGCACGCCGCGGCUUUCUUCAUCUUCGAAUUCCGUAAAGAAGCAAUUCAUGCUGCGUCUGAGCCCAUGCGCAACACCUACCUUACCACUAGAAGGCCAGAGUACAGGCAGGACUGGUUGAUCAGAGAGUACUAUGACAGCGAAGACAUUAUGCUUGACUUCCAAGAAGAGGCUUUGCACAGUGGCCGAGGGGAAAAACAACGUAUCGUGGCUGAGCUUAUUGAGAACUUCAUUUCGAAUAAGCAUUCCUCCAUGUAUGUCGGCAUCCGGAAGACUACGGAUAAAGUAAAGAGGCAUAUCGAAGCCCACAACAGUGAUGCUGAGCCAGAAGACAAGUUCUCCAAUCUGAUAAGCCAAACAAUCGACGGUUUGGAUUUACUCGCCGAUGUUGCAGAGCAUCUGGAACUUAUACCAGGCAUGUUCCGCAAAUUUAACGACUGGACGAAAGAGUCCGAGGAAGAUGUUCGCGAAACGGUCUCGAGGAUGCUCCAGGAGUUUUCAUCAUAUGACCUUCUUGCGCUCGAUAACUGUGAUUUUCAAGACCAACACGUCCCUGCUAAACGGACGCAUCGAAUAUUCCGCUUUCUCGACGAACUGCAAGGAUUUGAUGUCAAAGAAAAAGAGAUGAGCUUUGGAAAGGCGAAGGGCGACAUCAAGCGCUUUGGUGCCUCUCUUCUCCGGGGGCUUAUCUAUCCAUUGAAUGAAAAAGCCGAUAAGCUUGUAUAUCGGUACAAAACCUGGGGCAUGGGUGUCAGUCCACGUCUUGGCAGAGGGAAAGUAUUCCCAGCAGAUGGACGGGCACUCGAGCGUCUGACGAAAUGCAUGGGAAUCACCAGGGAGCAAUUCCCCUUUGCCGACAAUGAACUUCCUCUCGAUCUCGACGCUCAAGGAUCCAACCGCAUACAGAAGACCUCUGAGGGGGACAGAAAAAUCACAUCGGAGAUAUGGUUAGCCCUCAAGGAAGUUAUGACGAAACAUCGGCAAGAGCAGAAGAAGAAGCUGGGAUAUCAGAAGAAGCGCAAUAAAGAUAAGGCACCGCCACUGAAGCCGUCCGACCCAUACAGGGUCGGCAAGAAGGACAAUAAGGGAAAGGCGCCUAUACGAACGACGGGGAAGCAAGUGCGAGAAGAGAUGGAGGCGCGCGACGAUGUAGAGAUGGAGGACGUGGGCUUUGAAGUUUUACCCAUGUUGAUUAGCCAAAUUGGCCGUCAAAAACCUGGAGAGUCGUCACGAACGAACGCCGAGCCAGAGCCAGAACCUCAAACUCAGCCCACGAAUGCACCCCAGGAAACAUUCAAUGCUCGGCCGUCCCGUGUACGUCCUAAGACCAAAUAUAGGCCUCCGCCUAAAAAGCAGGUACGCCGUACCGAACCUGUUCUGGAUCCUAAGAUGGCACCAGACGGACUACCCAAGAGAGAAAUCAACAAGCAUGCAUGGGAGACACUGAAGUCACUCACGAUGCGGCGACAAACAUUCACCAACGCCCAUGGAAAAAAGACUACAGAAGAACUCCCAGCGGUUAAAUUGAACGAUGUUGAUAGCACAUUCGGCCGCGAGCUCGGGUUUCGUAUGGAAUUUGGGAAGGGUCGGCACCGUAAGUUCAUUUGGAAUGAGAAUUGCGUAUUGCCAGAAUCGAGUCUGGUCAAGAAUUUCAACUUCAAUCCUGACAAGAAAGCGGCAAAAGGCUCGGACCUGAUACAGGAAACAAUGAACAAUUGGAGCUCAUGUUUGGAGGAAGCUGGGAUUACUUGGGACUUUGUAAAGCAGUGGUUCAUACAGAAGAAGGAGAAGAAAGAGGCGGAGGAGAAGCAGAAGAAGGAAAAGGAGAAGGAGAAGGAGACAUAGGAUGUUGGAUCCCAAGAGGCUGUUGCAAGGCUAUCUCUUUUGCUUCUACGUGUCUUUUUUUAUUGACUUGACUUGUUUUUGUUUGCCUUUUUGGUGUCUCGUUCUUAGUCGCGAAAUGUAAUCGAAACCACAAUCAUGACUUUACGGUGGUCUCAAACAAGUGUAUAAGGUACGUUUAGCUGCCAACAACAGAUCGCCCAUGCUGCGCAGUAUCUACCACAUCUUGGCAACUGUUAACCCCGUUUAAGACUAAACCUGAAAAAUAGCUUCUUAUGAACAAGUAUUGGAUCAUUACCAUUGACCAAGUUUCCAAUCCACCAACUAAUAUGGUAUUUGCAGUUAUCCGGACGUUUCGUGGUAUGAAGCCAUGGAAGCGACACGGGUUAUAGCAAGUGAUACUUAU
Messenger RNA from Fusarium odoratissimum NRRL 54006, 5134 nucleotides. RefSeq lists its product as uncharacterized. The record is from RefSeq and is a predicted model, not a curated record. The transcript has a single exon. NCBI's taxonomy places the organism in Eukaryota, Fungi, Ascomycota, Sordariomycetes, Hypocreales, Nectriaceae. The coding region runs from base 1024 to 4731 and encodes 1235 amino acids.